Messenger RNA from Pleurotus ostreatus (oyster mushroom), 306 nucleotides. RefSeq lists its product as uncharacterized. Gene Ontology annotation, cellular component: mitotic spindle; DASH complex. Gene Ontology annotation, biological process: attachment of spindle microtubules to kinetochore. Lineage: Eukaryota; Fungi; Basidiomycota; Agaricomycetes; Agaricales; Pleurotaceae. The transcript is spliced from 3 exons. The record is from RefSeq and is a predicted model, not a curated record. Bases 1 to 306 code for a protein of 101 amino acids.
AUGGCCUCCACGAGCGACAUUCUGACCACGAAUCCAUACGAGUCACAUCCAAGCUUGUCGCCUCUGGAAGCGGAAGUACUUUGGGAAUAUGCGAAACUGGCCCAUCAUGUGAAGCUGGCUACCCAGAAGACGCGUGCUUUGGCCGAGCAGCCUGAUCAGAGGAUGCUACCUCAGUUGAGGGACCUGGAAAAGAAGAUGGGACUUGUCCUGACUCUAUUCAAAGCAUCUGUAUGGGGUGUCAUAAACGAACAGCCAGCACCAGAAUCAUCACAAGAGGACUCGGGAGACAUGACAGUCAGGUACUAG